Molecule: messenger RNA, 672 nt
Organism: Naegleria gruberi
Lineage: Eukaryota; Heterolobosea; Eutetramitea; Acrasida; Naegleriidae
Exons: 1
Coding region: 1-672 (223 amino acids)
Source: RefSeq, a predicted model, not a curated record
AUGUCACAACAAUAUAAUUUAAAUAACAUUAUAUUUUCAUCAACAUAUAAUCCUAAAAAAUAUGAAGUAUUCGGCAUUGACCGAUCUAAUUCACAUCAAUUACAAUCGAAUGGUAUUAACAUUCAAGAAUUAAAUAAUUUAAUAAUAGAAUUGAAUGAUACAUUAAAUAAUUAUUACAAGGAAAUUAACAAAGAUGCCAAGACUCUUAGAAUUUUAUGGCUAGUAACAUUUUUAUUAUUUUUACCAACUUUGGGUUUAAUUUUAUUUAUAAUGAUGCCUAUAUUAAUCAUUUUACAAUUUAAAUAUGGUCAAAGUAAUGCUAACCAUUACACAGAUAUAACUGUACCUACCUUAAAAAGAUUAAUUGAAGAUGAAAAUUUAAAAUAUAAUCAAUUGGGUUUAAAUAUUAUGUUAAAUUUUGAUACUGAUUAUACCGUAGUUACUAAUUAUAGAAGAGUACAUAAUAAUCGAGGACAUGGUGGUUAUAGAACUAGACCUGUUAGACAUACUGUUGCUAAUAGAUACGUACAAUUAAUUAUUACUAUGAAUGGAAAUAAUGGAUCCUACUAUGGUGCAGAUUUGUAUCAACAAGCUAAUAAUGGAUAUUCUCAAUAUGGUACUGUUCAACCUCAACAACAGCAAACCAAUUCAUAUUAUUAUCAAAAAUUAUAA